Molecule: messenger RNA, 579 nt
Organism: Dibothriocephalus latus
Lineage: Eukaryota; Metazoa; Platyhelminthes; Cestoda; Diphyllobothriidea; Diphyllobothriidae
Source: the annotation of a GenBank genome assembly
GAAAAGUUUUAUGUGCUUGAAGUCUGUCCUUUGGAGAAAAUAAAGGCUUUUGUGAAGCGGCCCCUACCGGACAUCAAUGAUCUUAGAUCGAAACAUCAGAGUAUUUCAAGUGCAACUGACGGAGUGGAGGUUGAGGGAGACAAUCAGCACCAACACCACCUCCGUUCGAAAAUCGAAAGACUCUCCAUGCGGAGCCGACACUCUGUAGUUAUCACCCCACACAAAGUGUCAGAGCCGGCCACUGUGACCAAUAUUGAAGCAAACACUGGCCAGGACCCCCAGGAGUUCCCGCUUUGUCUCACUGUUGAGAUGCCGGAUGGGACGAAGAAAAACUAUCACCUUGUAGCCGACUCGCUUAACUGUCGAGAACGUUGGCUGGACCUCCUUCAACUGAAUUACAAAGGCGCUUCCCAAGAGUCAGCUGGCACACCGAAAGAUUCCCUCGACAAUUAUACUCCUCCAGAGGGUGUCAAAGAAGUGGUUUCUGGAAAGCAGUUUGGUCAGGUUGCAGGAACGUCAGUCCAAUUGCUUGAUCUUUUCCAACAGAACAUGCAAUUGGCAAGUAAGAACGAUCGAUAA